Molecule: messenger RNA, 1533 nt
Organism: Cuscuta campestris
Lineage: Eukaryota; Viridiplantae; Streptophyta; Magnoliopsida; Solanales; Convolvulaceae
Source: the annotation of a GenBank genome assembly
GAAAAAGACUUCUUCCAUAUUAUUGUCCUCAUUAUCCAACGAACAAUAAUACUGUAAUAAUCUUAAAUUAAAUUCCACACAAAAAAUGGGGGAGAUAAGAGAGGACAUAGUGAUUGUCGGAGCUGGUAUUUCUGGUCUCGCUACUGCCCUCGGACUUCACAGGGAGGGGUUAAGGUGCUUAGUGUUGGAAUCAUCAGAGUGCUUAAGGAACACUGGCUUUGCCCUUUCUUUAUGGACCAAUGCGUGGAGGGCCCUCGAUGCUCUCGGCAUUGGAGAUCAUCUCCGACAACACUCUCUUCAAAACAACGAGUUUCAAGUUUUUUCUGCAGAUUCUGGCCUUCCUACUGCUUCUGUUCCGCUGCAGCUACACAAGAAGAAUUUCGAAAGUCGGUGCUUGAGAAGGAAAUUGGUGCUGGAGACAUUGAACAAAGAACUACCCCAAGGAACCAUAAGGUACUCUUCAAAGGUUGUUAUGAUUGAAGAAUCCGGACUGUUCAAAUUGGUUCAUCUCUCUGACGGAUCCGUUAUCAAAACGAAGGUGUUAAUUGGGUGUGAUGGAGUGAACUCAAUGGUGGCCAAGUGGUUGGGACUACAGAGUGUGGUUGACUCCAAGAGAUCUGCGAUCAGGGGAUUCGUUGAGUAUCCCGAGACGCAUGGGUACGAACCAAAAUUCUACGCCUUUUUCGGAGGGGGUGUCCGCUUUGGUUUCCUUCCUUGUGAUGAGAAGGGCUUGUAUUGGUUUUGCACUUAUAACCAAUCCUCCAUUCCCCACUGCGAUCAAAGGGACGAACACAAUCCGAUCAAACUGAAGGAGUUCGUCUUAAGCAAGACUAGGGACGUGUCGAAAGAGGUGACCGAGAUUCUGGAGAGGACCCCACUGGACUUCAUCUCCAAUGCGAGGCUAAAGCUGAGACUCCCGUGGAAUGUUCUGCUGGGAGACAUUGCCCGGGACAACGUUUGUGUGGCCGGAGAUGCCCUUCAUCCGAUGACACCCGACCUCGGACAGGGCGGGUGCUCUGCCCUAGAAGACAGCGUUGUCCUUGCCCGGUGCCUCGGAAGGGCAUUUUCGGAAAACCAAAGAGACGGCGACGAUGGUGAGGUGUUCACAAGGAUUAAAGAGAGCCUUGAGAGGUACAAAAAGGAGAGGAGAUGGAGAAGCUUUGUGCUAAUCUCUACUGCUUACUUGAUGGGUUUCAUUCAAGAGAGUAAUAGCAAAGUGAUUAGCUACUUGAGGGAUAAUUUCUUGGUUCAUUACACACUGAGGAUUGCUCUAAGUAUGGCUGAUUUUGAUUGUGGGAAACUUUUACUGCCUUGAAUAAGAUUUAUGACAAGUGAAUUUGUUUUCCAUUCCUCUUUAAUCCUCUGCUAUUUUUACUUGUAAAGUCUGUGUGCUCACACUUUUCCCAGAUUCUGUACUUUCGUAAAUAAAUAUAAUGCUGGAUUGUUAUUAUCAAAUCUUGUAAGAUUGUGAAAUCACAUGUCAAUAGGAGGGAGUUUCGUUGUGAUAUUCUUUAAUAACAUCAAAAUUUGUUG